AUGUCAGGUUUUGCCAGUACAAUUUACUUUCCAGGACUACCGUACAUCAACUCUGAAUUGAAAACCCAAGCUAUAGCUACAACAUUGACAGCUGCACUUUAUGUAUUAUUUAUGGGAUUCACUCCUAUUGUAUGGGCGUCCCUUUCAGAGGCUCUUGAAAUUCGCCGAUCACUAUUAAUUACGUCCAUGAUAGUAUUCGGAUUCUCAAGUCUUGGAGCAGCGCUAGUCAAUAACAUAUGGGGUCUGUUAGUUUUGCGGAUCAUACAAGCAAUGGGUGCAUCCGCUGGCUUAUCAAUAGGUGGAGCAGAUUGCUUCCCAGUUGAAGAGCGAGGUGCUGCAUUUGGUAAAUUCUAUUUCAUGUCUUUUAUAGGCCCUUUGAUAGGACCUAUCUUGGGAGGAUUUCUUAUCGUAAGCCCAAUCACUUGGCGGGCUACAUUCCUAUUCACUUUUGCGUUUGGAUUGUUCAUUGCAUUAGCCAUAUUUACUUUAUGUCCUGAAACAUACCGAGACAAUAAAAAAUGGGAUCUUCAACUGCCAGUCAUUUCGCAGAACAUGUUCCCUAGAGCACAAACCGUGGUUGAAGAGACUCACCAGGUCGAUACAUGCUCAUCUUUUAUCAGUAGAACGGGUAGUGCAAAUGGAAGCAGUGACAAGGACAACAACCUAAUCAACACAAGCACUUUGAUUGCAGAUAAGGAGGACGAUAAAACACACCAGUCACCGCCUCUUCAAACCCAAGAGAAUGGGAAAGCGCCAUUGCCCAAAAGAAUGAAUCCUUUUGCAGGCAUGGCCUUAUUGAAGCAUUCAUUUGUUUUACUAGCAGCUCUAACGUCAGGCCUAUCUUUCGGUUGUAUGCUUGCUGUAGAAGUCUUACUUCCCGAUUUAUAUGAGAAGAAUUAUGGUUUCAAUUCCUGGCAGACAGGGUUAAGUUACAUGGGCGGAGGCGUUGGUAACGUGAUUGGCUCAGCUUUGCAGAGCUAUCUGUCGGAUAAGCUAUUGCUACGUGCGCGCCGUCGCAGGGGAGGUGCAGCAGUUGUUGAAGAUCGGCUAUCUGUAAAUCUCUGGCCAGCUUCCAUUGUUAUCAUUUUGGGCACCUUGGUAUGGGGCUGGUCUAUCGAACUUAAAUUAAAUUAUUGGGUACCUAUUGUAGCUUUUGGUAUACAAACAUUUGGAAUGAAUCAGAUAAUGGCAGCAACAUCUGCUUAUAUUGUCGAUGCCGUGCCUGGCUCCGGUGCAUCUGCUACUGCAGCAGCUAAUCUGCUACGCAUGGUCUUAGCUUGCAUUCUCACAAUUGCUGCAGAACCACUUGAAGCAGCCGUUGGCCCAGGUUGGACAUGUGUGUUAAUGGCCGGUUUGGGAUUUUUGGGCUUGAUCUGUCUAAUUAUUAUUAAAAUUUGGGGAAAGAAGCUUAGAGCAAAUAGUGGGUAUCCCGAUAUUGAUUUUAUACAAACCGAAAAAUAA
Molecule: messenger RNA, 1461 nt
Organism: Mycotypha africana
Lineage: Eukaryota; Fungi; Mucoromycota; Mucoromycetes; Mucorales; Mycotyphaceae
Product: major facilitator superfamily domain-containing protein
Exons: 5
Coding region: 1-1461 (486 amino acids)
Biological process (GO): transmembrane transport
Molecular function (GO): transmembrane transporter activity
Source: RefSeq, a predicted model, not a curated record